This is a messenger RNA of Drosophila obscura, 3031 nucleotides long. Its product is annotated as dipeptidase 1. The record is from RefSeq and is a predicted model, not a curated record. The transcript is spliced from 8 exons. Gene Ontology annotation, molecular function: metallodipeptidase activity. Lineage: Eukaryota; Metazoa; Arthropoda; Insecta; Diptera; Drosophilidae. Gene Ontology annotation, biological process: proteolysis. Bases 434 to 1741 code for a protein of 435 amino acids.
UCGGCCGGUCGAGUAGUGUGCCCAUCGCUCGGUAUUUGUCCUGCCACACGUGUUGCGUUCCCACUUGCGCCUGUCUACUGUCUGCCGUCAGACGCCUGCCGUUUGCGUUCCGUUUUGCGCGUCUCUCUGUUAGAUUACGUUACGUAUGCCUCAUUGAGGCGCAAAAGUAAAGCGGAAUAAUAAUAAUAGUAAUUAUGUGAAUGGAAAGUGGAGUGCACAAAACAAAUCGAACCACAGAAUAUAUCAGCAUUUCAGUGAGAAAAUACAGCCACAAAUUAAAGAACGUGAAAAGCAAAUAGCAAAAAACACAACAAAAAUAAAAAAGAAUGUUAAAUAGUUUAAGCAUUUUUGCUAGAACGUGGUGGAACAUCAUCAAUGUGAGUGCUGCGGCUACUGGGCUCUUCUGCUAGAGCGCCGCGCUCGCUCGGGGGCAAUGAAAUCACGGAAGCUGCCAAAGGGCUUCGUGCUUUGUGGCCUGAACUGUCUGACCUUCGUUUACUUCCCGCUCGUUCUGCCCAUACUGAAAUGUUCGGCCGGUGCCGCGGCCGGCGCGGGCGCCAGCGGCAACGCCAAGGCCAGCGACGAUUUCGACUAUCGCAUGCAACGCGUCCGGAACGUCCUGAAGGAGGUGCCCCUCAUCGAUGGCCACAACGAUCUGCCCUGGAACAUACGCAAGUUCCUCAAGAAUCAGCUGAAGGAUUUCCACUUUGGUGGCGAUCUCCGGGAGCUGGCACCCUGGUCCUCGAGUGCCUGGAGCCACACAGAUCUGCGCCGUCUCAAGGAGGGCAUGGUCUCUGCCCAAUUCUGGUCGGCCUACGCCCCCUGUUCGUCGCAGCAUCUGGAUGCCGUGCAGCUGACACUGGAGCAAAUCGAUCUAAUACGCCGCCUUGUGCAGCUCUAUCCCCAUCACUUGGCGCUCGUGACGACGGCCACGGGCAUCGAGCAGACACAUCGCACGGGCAAGAUCGCCAGCCUGAUAGGCGUGGAGGGUGGCCAUGCCAUUGGCACCAGCCUGAGUGUCCUGCGAAUGUUCUAUCAGCUGGGAGCGCGUUACUUGACUCUCACACACACCUGCAAUACACCUUGGGCGGACUGCUGCAAAGUUGACGAGCCCGGAAAGUAUCCACACAUAGGCGGACUUUCGCAGUUCGGCAAGUUGGUGGUCAAGGAGAUGAAUCGUUUGGGCAUGAUUGUUGAUCUGUCGCAUGUGUCGGUGCCAACAAUGCUGGAUGCUUUGGCCGCCUCCAGGGCGCCGCUCAUCUUCUCGCACUCCUCGGCGCAUGCCAUCUGCAACAGUUCCCGCAAUGUGCCCGAUCAUGUCCUGCAACGCAUUGCAAUAAAUGGCGGUCUGGUUAUGGUCGCCUUUUAUCCACAUUUCGUCAGCUGCUCGGGACAGGCAACACUGCACGAUGUUGUUGCGCAUAUCAACCACAUAAGGGAGGUGGCUGGCAUCGAUCAUGUUGGCAUUGGUGCUGGCUACGACGGAGUCAACUUAGUGCCCAAAGGACUGGAGGAUGUGUCCAAAUAUCCGCAUCUUUUUGCUGCCCUACUCGAGUCUGAUAAAUGGUCAGAGGAGGAUAUUGCCAAGUUGGCUGGCAAGAAUCUAAUACGUGUAUUCAAGGAAGUCGAAGCGGUGCGUGAUCAAAUGGAACUCCUGCGGGUGCCACCCAUUGAUCAGUCAAUUCCAGCCGAAGACAUUAUGGGCCGAUCCUAUUGUCGUUACCAAGGACCAAGAACGUGAUAAUUUCUUCAUAUGUAAAAGUUCACCCAUUCACACAUAUACAUAUACAUAUACAUAGACGUACACAUAUACAUAUACAAAUAGAGCGCAUCCUGAGGCGCGAGAGAGAAUGGCAAAAAAUUAUGUCAAGCGUACGUGUUGUAAAGUGAAACUUGUUUUAGGUUAAUUGACAAAGUUUUCCUCUCUUUUUUUUUUGCGCUGUUCUUGUUGUAUUUGUUGAGUAUUGUUUGCGUGCGUCUAUGUGUGUGUAGACAACGGUACACACACAAACGCAAGCCAUACACAUACUUAGACAUUUUUCAAUCGCUCAGACCUGGGGCAGUUGGCCAGCUGGUGCUGCCAGACAACUUUGUGCGCAGCUGGCAUCGCCCAUAAACAAAUACCAAGUGGCAAGCAGAGACUGCCACAUACACCCCCAAGCCCCUACCGCCAUCCCUCACCCCAGAUUCGCCAACAUUGUGUAAAUAUCAUAGCCAUGUUUAUUUUUAUCUCUAGCUCUAAGUCAGGCAGCGUCAGGGGAUAAAAAAAUAUAGUGGAAGAAAAAAUAAGGAAGCAGAAAAAAUCUGGAAAAAAAGCGCACAUAAAAGCUAGGAAAAAGUAAACCCUAUAAUAGUUAAAGUAAAGCACAGUUAGCCGCAAAUUAAUAAAUCUGAAAACAAAGUGAAAACGGGAUGGAAACAAAAACGCAUAAAACCCAAAGCUGAUCCCCAAAAAGUCAAGAGGAAAAUCUAAUUUAUCAGCAAGUAUUUUUUCUAUGAAAAAGUUAUUAAAGUUUAACAAAAACCAAAAAAAAAGAAAUGGAAAAUAUCUAAUAGUUAAUACAUAAAAAAUACCUGUUACAGUUUUAUAUACGAUUAUCGCUGGGCCCAUGAAUGGCCAUUGGGGUGGGGAGAUUGACACGAUUCCGUUGUGGGAUUGGGGCUCAUUAAUCUCAGCCACUGAGCCGCUUUCAUUAGCCCGGUGAAUGCAUUCAAAGGGUUUAAUUACAACACGUUAUUCGUUUAAAGCGUUUUUAAUUUUGUUAUUAACCUAAAUGAAAUUCUCAUUUAAUUAGUUAAUUAACAUUAAACAUUUAAUUAGCCAAGAGUUUUUAUUUAUAUGAAACAAAAUACAGCAAUUAUAAAUGGGAAAGGCCAAAAAAAAAAAAACAAAAACAAAAAGAAACAAACAAACAAAAUGAAAGUUAUUCAAUGCACGCAUUGAAUGUAACCACACUUUUUGCAUCAUUUGGCAAUUUGUAAGGCUUAUAUGCCAAUCUUUUAAUCAAUAUUCAAACAAAACGUUGCGCUG